This is a messenger RNA of Hypomesus transpacificus, 2827 nucleotides long. It is a transcript of the gene slc22a15, whose product is annotated as solute carrier family 22 member 15. Gene Ontology annotation, biological process: transmembrane transport. Gene Ontology annotation, molecular function: transmembrane transporter activity. NCBI's taxonomy places the organism in Eukaryota, Metazoa, Chordata, Actinopteri, Osmeriformes, Osmeridae. The record is from RefSeq and is a predicted model, not a curated record. The transcript has 12 exons. Gene Ontology annotation, cellular component: membrane. Bases 66 to 1556 code for a protein of 496 amino acids.
CGUAUUGCCUACGACUGAAGCUUUCAGGGGAAGUUUGGUGUGAUGUUUUGCUGUUUCCUCUUGGAAUGGAUUUAGAGGAGGCAUAUGGAGUUGUAGGCGAAUUCGGAUCGUAUCAGAAGCAGACGGUGGCAGUUCUUGUAUUGCUACAGGUUUACAUGGCAUGCCAGUCCAUGCUAAUAGUUUUAAUCGGAGCUGUGCCAGAGUACCACUUUGAAGGAGGAGCCGUCAGUCAGCCGGAGGUCGUCCAGUCCGUCACGUUUACAGAGGACGUCGACUCGAUUGUCACUGAAUGGUUCCUCUUCAAGCAGCAGGCCUACAAGGUUAGCCUGGCGGGUUCAUUGUUCUUUGCUGGGGUUCUGAUUGGAAAUGUCCUGUUCGGGCCCAUCUCUGAUCGGAUCGGGAGGAAACCUGUUUUCCUAACGGGUCUGUUUUUCGAGGUGCUCUUUGGCUUUUGCUCAGCCUUUGCUCCCAGCUAUGAGAUGUUUGCCUUGUCCCGCCUGCUGGUGGGCCUGAUGAAUGGGGGCAUGGCGCUGGUCUGCUUUGUCCUCACCCAGGAGUAUGUGGGCAAGUCGUACUGGGCCAUGACAGGGACCCUGAGUAACAUGACAUUUGCAGUGGGUAUCGCCCUGUUUGGAUUACUGGGCUACUAUGUCAGACCAUGGCGUACCUUAGCAACAGUGGCCAAUGCUCCCGGAGUCUUGUUCUUCCUCCUGUGUGUGAACCUUCCCGAGUCUCCUCGCUGGCUGUACUCGCAAGGUCAAACUGAGCGGGCGGAGGAGGUUCUACGUUUCAUAGCAAUUAGGAAUGGAAGCAGUGCCAAGGUUCACCUUCGCCGCUGCCCUGGCACUGCCAAAAUGGAUAGCAACAACAAUUCAGCCCCCAGCGUAUUGAACCUAGUCACCCAUCCAAUCCUUUGCCGGAGGACUUUGGUACUCAUGUAUGUCUGGUAUGCGUGUAGUCUGGUGUACUACGGGCUGACCCUAAACGCCAGUGGUGGCUCAGGUAAUCGCUACUUCACUGUGGCCAUGUAUGGGCUGGUGGAGCUGCCUGCAUAUCCUAUGUGUAUGUACUUCAUCAACAAGCCAUGGGCAGGACGAAGGAAAACCAUGGCCGCCGCCUUAGUUCUGGCUGGCGUUGCUUGUCUGUGUACCACAUUUAUACCAGAGGAUACAGGAUUGCUGCUCAAUCCUACCUCUCUAGCCUUGCUGGGGAAACUGAUGGUCAGUGCAGCCUUCAACAUUGUGUAUGUGUUUACCUCUGAGCUGUAUCCCACGGUUAUAAGGAACGCUGGUCUGGGAGUGUGCUCCAUGUCCUGCAGAGUGGGAGGGAUCCUGGCACCUUUUGUUCCUUCUAUGCGAGCCGUCCACAGCUCCAUGCCCUUCAUUGUGUUCUGUCUGAGUGGGAUCUCUGCUGGCGGUCUGAGUCUGCUGCUGCCAGAAACCCUCAACAAGCCUGGAGCUGAGACCCUGGAUGAGCUGAGCAGCCCCGUCUACCAGCGCAUCCUACAGAUGCAGGGACGCUUGUUUGAGGAGUCCGACAAGAAGGUGGACAAGUGAACCAAUCGGGUUGAGUCUGGCAAAAUCAUUCAAUAGCACAGCAGAUCUGAUGACCAAGUAGGACAGUAAACCAAAAGCCUUCUCUCAGUGGUACGAGCCAAAGACUUCAGGACCAAUACAUCACGGUAACCAAGGGGACCAAUACACCACGGUAACCAAGGGGACCAAUACACCACGGUAACCAAGGGAACCAAUACACCAUGCCAACCAAGGGUACCAAUACACCAUGGCAACCAAGGGGACCAAUACGCCACGGUAACCAAGGGAACCAAUACACCAUGCCAACUUAGUAGUUGGUAGCACAAUUAGGACCUAGCUAUACCGUAUGAUAGCUGGAAAGCCUAUUUGCAGGGAAAAGUGUUUACAGUAUAUUGUGGUUUUGUAUGUGGACUGAAUAUUUGUGUGUGUUGUUGUGUGUGUGUUGUUGUACAGCGAUUUACAUGUGAAGUGCCUUCUGGAAAAAGUUAUUUAUCACAUAAUUUCAUGUUGUUUAACAAAUGUGCCAAUUUUGAGAUGUAUAAUGUCAAAUUUCCAUUUAGUUGACCUUAAAGUAUCACACGUGCAAUCAAAGGUUUAUCAUUCUUGGCAUUAUCAACAUUCUUUGUAUAUACAUAUAACAUACUGUAUUAUAUAAGUUAUAUAUUCUACCGUCUCGUAAAUAGUACUUUUAGUCAACAAAUUGCAGGAAUUUAAAGUACUGACAGAAAAGUAUGGAUCUAUUAUAAUUUUACACUCCUGAUCCAGCUAAAGACACACAUGCUGUCUUUAUGCUCUGGAUAGGAUCUUCAUUGCUCUUGGUCUAAGAUGUGCAGGUGUAGAAAAUGCAUAUUCGGUUGUCGAGUGGUAUACUAUGUUGACACCAGAGGGCGCUGUGGUAGUACUCACUGCCUGGGCUCUGAAGACCUGAACUGAACUUUUGUGGUACUGAACCAACCCUGUUCUUGGCCUUUUCCCCCGUGAGGUGAUUGUGUCAGCAUUGACGCAGACAAAGAGGCCCAGCUCAACCUUGACUCCCAGGAGCAGUCUUAUCAAAGACAGUGGAGGAACCACAUAGAGUUUUUUCCCCUCAUCACUUAUAAUUAUGCCUCAUGGCACAAUUGGCUCAUGCACCCAGUUCAACAAGUAGGCAAAGGCGGGUUGAAGAGUUGAACUGUAAUCAUUGUUUUGGUUUAUGUUCCUUCUCUGUGAGAGCCUGUCAGGGCAGAAAAUCCCCAAGGAAGAGGUAAAUAAACAAAUUAUCAACUAAACCUGUGUUCUUCAAAUAAGACCCA